CUGAGCACAGAUCCCCCGAGCCCGAACUUUUUUUGCGACGCUUGUACGCUCGACUAUCUCUGCAUACACUCAAGUACCCGAGAUAUUGUCACAAUUAUGGCGCCUAGUAUGGAAGACGACUUCAUAUUCACCAUCUCCGAUCACGAUGACGUCUCCGACGACGGCGGUGCCGACGAGGCUGCUGCAACGGCCAAAUUAGCUGGCGCUGGAAAGAAGAGGAAGUACACCGAAGACCCAGAUCUUCACGUCAAGCCGAAGGAAGUCGCGUCGAAGAAGGCGAAAAAGGACAAGAAGAAGGGAAAGAAAGGAGCCGAUCCCGCUCCAGAAAUCGAAGGAGACGACAACGCGAUGCCAGAACCGACCGAAGACGUCGAACAGAACGACGAUAUUGCGAGCGACUUCGAGUUUGCAGUCGGCGACAUAGACACUGGCUUCGUGGAGGAGUUUGACGGCUGGGGCAACGACAAUGGCACAGUGGCUCAGGAGUCCCAGAAGAAGGGCACCGCAGUCGAUGUCGACGACAUUAUCGAGCGGAGACGGAACAAGAAGAGCGCACAGGCAGUUAUAGAAACGGAGUCUCCCGAGGCCUCUGUCAAUGGCGACUUUGAAGGUUUCGGCGAGGACGACGAGCUCAUGGCUGAAGAUGGGUUUGGCAUGGGCGCAGCAAGCGACUCGGAAGAGGAAGAUCAGGACGAGGCUUCAGGGGAGGAGGGUAGUGAGGGCGAACAGGACGACUCGGACGACGAAGCAGAAGUACCGCAUGUACCACAUCCCAUGGACCUUGAGGGCGCUGAAACAGAGAAUGAAGACGAGAGCGAAGAAGAGGACGCUGUCGAAGCUAAGAAGGCAGCCGCUUUCUUCGCGCCUGAAGACAGCGUGCAGAUCAAGAAGAAAAAGGGGGCCAAAGGUGGUACUGGUUCCUUCCAAGCCAUGUCGCUUUCACGACCCAUUCUACGAGGUUUGGCAUCUGUGGGCUUCACCGAGCCUACGCCUAUCCAGAACAAAGCAGUUCCGAUUGCUAUGCAAGGUAAGGACGUCGUAGGAGGAGCCGAGACUGGUUCCGGUAAAACGGCCGCGUUCCUCAUCCCUAUCCUCGAACGUCUGCUCUACAGACCAAAGAAGGUUCCAACCACCCGUGUCGCCAUCUUCAUGCCUACUCGUGAGUUGGCGGUACAAUGUUUCAAUGUCGCGACCAAGCUUGCGUCCUUCACCGACAUCACUUUCGCCCUGAUGGCUGGUGGUUUCUCAACGCGCGACCAGGAGGCUGUGCUGAAGACACGACCGGAUGUUGUGAUUGCGACACCUGGUCGUUUCAUCGAUCAUAUGCACAACACAGCUGCGUUCCAGGUUGAACAUCUCGAAAUUCUUGUGCUCGACGAGGCAGAUCGUAUGCUGGAAGAGGGUUUCGAGAGCCAGUUGAACGAGAUUCUGACGACUAUUCCGAAAUCACGACAGACUAUGCUGUUUUCCGCUACCAUGACGAGCUCGGUCGAUAAACUGAUCCGAAUUGGUAUGGACAAGCCAGUGCGUCUGAUGGUCGAUGCGAAGAAGCACACUGUAGCAGGUUUGACGCAAGAGUUCGUGCGAUUGAGGCAGGGCAAGGAAGACAAGAGACUUGCGUAUUUGAUGUAUAUCUGCGAAAAGAUCUACACAGAGAAAGUCAUCAUUUUCUUCAGGCAAAAGAAGGAAGCGCAUAGGGUACGAGUUGUAUUCGCUCUCUGCGGGCUCAAAGCUAGUGAGCUCCAUGGUAACAUGAGCCAAGAGCAGCGUAUUCAAUCCGUAGAGGCUUUCCGAUCAGGCAAGUCUGCCUAUUUAUUGGCUACCGACGUUGCCUCGCGUGGUCUUGAUAUCAAGAACGUCGCGACAGUCAUCAACUACGAAGCACCACAAAGUCACGAAAUCUACUUGCAUCGUGUCGGUCGUACCGCUCGUGCAGGACGAAGUGGACGUGCCUGUACGCUUGCCGCAGAACCUGACCGCAAAGUCGUCAAGCAGGCCGUCAAGGCUUCGCGCGAUCAAGGCGCCAAAGUUGUCAGUCGACAAGUACCCGUAGAAGAAACCGACAGGUGGAUGAAGAAAAUUAAGGAUCUCGAAGGUGAGAUCGAGGAGGUUCUCGCCGAAGAGAAAGAGGAGCGUGCCAUGAGCGUCACAGAGCGUGACCUUAAGCGAGGUGAGAACCUGAUCCAGCACGAAGAUGAGAUCAAGUCCCGGCCAAGGCGCACAUGGUUCGAGUCUGAGAAAGACAAGUUGGCAGAGAAGGAGAAGGGUGCUGCUGCACUAAACGGGUCUUCCCAGUCUGCUGGAGCAGCUCUGAAGGCCAAGAAGGGAAAGAAGCUCAGUGGCAAAGACCGCAAGAAGCUCGAGAUGAAUGACGUCCGAUCAGAAGGCAAGGUUUGGAAGAAGGGUAAGGCGGAUCGUGGCCUAAGUACCGGCAAAGCGAAGGAGAAGCAAGCUCACCAGAAGGCCAAGUCGAAGAAGAUCGCCGCGAAGACCGGGUCUUUCAAGGGCUUCAAGGAGUAGGUGGUUCAUUCAGGAGUGAUUGCAUAGCUUAAUGAUACCUCUGAUCAUCAUUCAUUACCUCCCACGAUACACGAGCAAUGCUAGAUACAAAACCACAUGAACAGGGUUGAAGAAUACGUAGACAUAAUUGCAGGUCGGUGGACAGAUAGAAUCUCAUUGAAGACCUCCGCGCUGUCAUGUUGUUCUUCUGUCUGAAACAUGAAAGACUGUCGUCAGCAGCAACACCAGGCAGAUGGUAUGAAAACAAUAAUCAUGAAUUCACAAUGUUCAUAUGCUGAUGAGCGCACAUGGUCCGUUUGGUCCGGUGACGAAACUGAUGUGCGAUUGACCUCAUAUGCCAAGCUCACCCCCUUUUUGGUCUAGGCGGGUAACCGGGAGCUGGCGGACGAACAUGGCAGAUUUAUGGUACCUCAAUUU
Alternaria rosae is the source of this 2937-nucleotide messenger RNA. RefSeq names its product ATP-dependent RNA helicase DRS1. Gene Ontology annotation, molecular function: ATP binding; RNA helicase activity; nucleic acid binding. Lineage: Eukaryota; Fungi; Ascomycota; Dothideomycetes; Pleosporales; Pleosporaceae. The record is from RefSeq and is a predicted model, not a curated record. The transcript is spliced from 2 exons. The coding region runs from base 97 to 2520 and encodes 807 amino acids.